AUGAGCCAAAUCCCAGAUUUAGUUCGAGAUUCCGAGCUCGAAACGCACUUCCGGCCGGAUUGCUCUAUCGAAACUGUCCACGCUUACCACCAACGCUCGGUGCGUUCCCGACGACAGCCACUGCCACGAUCAGAGCACUGGCGCCGAGUUAAAAGGAUCGGAGGCGGAGGCUUUGGCAGUGUCUGGCUAGAACAAUGCACUCAAGGAGGACGUGGGGACGGCGAGGUUCGGGCUGUGAAGCAGAUAGAGAUUGAUCAGCAUUCCACACAACUAGACUGCUACCGGGAGUUAGAAGCCAUUGCCAAAUUCUCGCAGAGAAAGUAUGAGGAGUGGUUUGUCAAAUCAUUCGGGUGGUAUAAAGGCCCUGCACAUCUGUUCAUCGCAAUGGAAUAUCUUGAGCUGGGUGAUCUGUACACGUAUGUGCAUCGCAGUCCACCACUCUCCGAAUCCGAGGUCAAGGAUAUCACAUAUCAAAUCCUGGAUGGGCUCCGCUUGAUGCAUGAGAAUGAAUUCACUCACCGAGAUCUCAAAUUACAUAAUAUUCUCUUGAAAUCUUGCCCGCCAAAUGAAUGGUGGGUUAAGAUCGCGGAUUUCGGCAUCAGUAAACGUAUCGAAGACGGACUUGGAGCUCCCACGACUACGAAAGGAACUCCUGGAUACAUGGCCCCCGAGCUCCUCGGGUUCACCGAGCGCAGUCUUCCAUAUGCGAUCGAUAUUUGGGCUGUUGGGGAAGUCAUGUUCCAGAUGUUCACGAAAGAACCGACCUUCAAAAGCCCAGGGCAGCUUGCAAGAUAUGUGAACAAUCCGAGCAACUUCCCUUCUAGUCUCCUCCGCGCCGCUCGAGUCAGUCAGCUAGGGGUUGACUUCAUCCUGUCUUUGAUGUGUCCUGUUCCAGAUGACCGAAUAACAGCCCAGGAGGCCUUGAAUCAUAGCUGGAUGGACCAAUCCCUGUCGCAUCCA
This is a messenger RNA of Aspergillus ochraceoroseus IBT 24754, 960 nucleotides long. RefSeq names its product serine/threonine-protein kinase. Gene Ontology annotation, biological process: protein phosphorylation. The transcript is spliced from 3 exons. The record is from RefSeq and is a predicted model, not a curated record. Gene Ontology annotation, molecular function: ATP binding; protein serine/threonine kinase activity. Gene Ontology annotation, cellular component: cytoplasm. The annotation marks the transcript as partial. Lineage: Eukaryota; Fungi; Ascomycota; Eurotiomycetes; Eurotiales; Aspergillaceae.